AUGGCAGCACCGCCAGUCCAGAGCCUCACCGAGGACGACAUGUACCGCACAUCCACCCAAUUCCGCCUCUGGUCCUUCAGCGAAUCCGCUCUCCUCUCCCUCCGUCAAAACACCCACCAAGCUGCCGUCCAACAAGCUCGAACAUAUCUCCCCGAAUCCGACAUGGCUUCUCUGCCUUCAGCACAGGAUGAGCUCCGUCUAGUACAGCGCUACUGCGACCAAGUACGCAACACGUCCGAUUUCUUCCAGUGGUCCGUCAAUGUCAAAGCCACCGCCGUGCAAUAUCUGAAGCGCUUCUACACCACAAACUCCGUCAUCACCUACCCGCCCAAGGAAAUUUACAAGAGUGUUUUGUUUUUGGCGAGCAAGACUGAGGGCGUACACAUGUCUCUUUCCGAAUACGCCAGACGCAUAAAGACGGAUCCGAAAGAUGUGUUAGCUCCAGAGUACAAGAUCAUUCAAGCCUUGCGCUUUACCCUCGACGUACGGCAACCUUUCCGCGCCCUCAAGGGCUGUCUGAUGGAUCUCUUAAACCUGGCUGCUGGUAACGGUGCGCCCUUGCCCUUUCUCUCUACAACACCAGAGCACUUACAACAACAAAUGUGUGCUCUACCACCACCACCCCAAGGCUCAAGGACACAAUGGCAGCCUCCGCAACAUAUAGGCGCUAAAGAAGCAUCAGAUAGAGCACACUGUGCCUAUGCAGUCGCCCGCCAUAUACUCGACGCUCCUGCUCUCCUCACAGACGUCUAUUUCCUCUUCACACCACCCCAGAUCUAUCUCGCAGCUUUGAAGCUUUCAGACCCCAUCCUCUUUACCUUCUACCUCAGCACCAAGAUCCCCGCUACGGCAGCUGCUCACGAUAUCAUUGUAUCCACCAUCGCACAAUGCGCAGACAUGCUGUCAAGCUUCGACAACAAAGCCGUCAUGAGUAAAGACGAAAGAGCGCAGCUGGAAGCUACUCUAGAGCAAGUGAGAGAUCCAGGGACAAGGGAUCUAGUAGGUAGACAUGAGGAAGCCAAGAGAGGAGGCUUGGGGUUAGGCGAAGUAGAUGGAGAAAAAGCAGAGAGGAAAAAGUUGGCAAGAGAAAAGAGUUUUAGGGAGGGUGAAGAUCUGUUUGGUCCUGCUUUGACUGUGCAGCAGAAGGGAUGA
Messenger RNA from Aureobasidium vineae, 1152 nucleotides. The record is from the annotation of a GenBank genome assembly. Lineage: Eukaryota; Fungi; Ascomycota; Dothideomycetes; Dothideales; Saccotheciaceae.